Molecule: messenger RNA, 791 nt
Organism: Triticum dicoccoides
Lineage: Eukaryota; Viridiplantae; Streptophyta; Magnoliopsida; Poales; Poaceae
Exons: 3
Coding region: 226-696 (156 amino acids)
Source: RefSeq, a predicted model, not a curated record
UGUAGAAACCAAACCCAUCUUUAAUCGAACCAAAACCCUACCCUAGCAUUAUGGAGGCCCCUCCGCCACUGCCCACACCGGCCCGCAUCCACUGCUACACGCCAUGCCCACAGCCGUGUGAUGAACGCCACAUCGCCGCUGACUACGUGGCCUGCCACGCGACUCCCUGACUCUGUGCCGCGUGCGAAUCCGGUCUCUUGUUGAGCCAUUGCGGAGGUCGUUGGCAUGUGGAUGACCAGGGACGACGGGGUCAACGGAGCAGGGCAGCGGGACUCCGUGGUGGAAGUUGAGGGGGCAGAGGGAUGCUCGCCGUUGGGAGUAGCCGAGGCGGCGGCAAAGAUGCUCGGAAGUCGAAAGUGGAGAAAGCUCAAGUGGCCGGGAGGAAUCGUGAGAUGCAGAGUGUGGAGGUGGUGGUGUGGUGAGGAAGAUAGAGAAGGAGUGCAUUUGGUUGGUCGAAGAAGCUGCAGGUGGCCUGCGAGGCUGGAACUGCCGUACACCGUGAGGGACGUCUUUGGUCACACCAACGAUCUCCAUGUCUGUGGCUUCAAGUGCACUGCAAGUGUUGAAUUGUGCUCCAGUGAACAACAGCCCAUUGGGGCAGUGUACUCAAACAGUGAUCCAAGCAGUCACAGUAGUGGAUCUGCAAAUAUUUUUAUCAAGGCAUGUCGAGCUUGGAUUGAAAAGGCAGAGAUUUGACGGUAGUUGGUGAAGGAAGAAGACUGUAAAAAAAAUCUACAUUAUCGUCUGAUGUGCAAAAGGAUCCUAAAGGUACAAGUUUGGCGCGAUUGAAG